AUGGAAAUGUUUGAUUUUUAUGACUUAAAUGAUCAAAUAAGUGUGUUUUCUGAUACAGACAGCGGGUUUAAGGAAAGUUAUGAUAAUGAAGAAUAUGAAAAUAACCAAUAUGAGGAUGACUUCGUAAUAGAUUUUGAUGAAGAAGGGUAUUUUCGUGCAUUAAAUUCUUUAAUUAAUGAAACAGAUGAAAGUGACAUUGAACCUGAUGAUACAGAAUCUGAAUUGUCUGAAAUUUCAGAACCAGACGAAGAUUUUUAUCAAGUCAUUGGCCAAGAUACUGAUAGUAAAUUAACGUCUUGUAUUUUAAUUGACUAUAUAGAUGGAACAUAUCGAACAUGUGGACAAGUUAAUUGUAAGAAAAGGUUGCGGGAAUUAAUUGGCAUCUGGCAGAUUGAUAGCGAAAUAGUUACAGCAGUUAAAAAUGAUCUUUCAAAAUUAGGUGUGUGUAUGUCUCACUUCAAUUUUGAUCAAAGAAUUCAUAAAAAAAAAAUAAAAUCAAUGACAAAAAGCACUGAGGAAAGUCGUAUACAACAACGCCAAUGUUUAUUCUGUCAUCAGAACCAUCAUUACUUUACAAGGGGAAUUGGUUGUACACAACAUUCAUGGGUUAUAUUGGAUAGAGUCAUUCUUACGCCUUGCAUUGGGCAGAUAGAUUGUUACGCGUUGAAAGAAAGUGGUAAUUUUUGUAAAUCUUCAUUAAAGAACUUUUCCCGGCCUCGAUUCUCAUGUGGUAAUUGUUUUGUUGAUAAGGGUGGUCAUUUAUACACCAAGCCAGGUAAAGGUAAAAAAAAGAAGGUCGGAUGUGAAGAGCAUCAUGUAGCAGAUACAUCUACACAACUUGAAAUUAUCGGAAGAUGGUUUAUUAGAAUAGCAAAGUUUGGUGAAGAUAAAUUUAAAAAUAAAACUCUAGCAGCCAUUGCACCUUCAAUUUUUCAAAUUCUUCAAGAAAUUCGUCCAACAAAACACACUUCUGAACCUACCAUAUCAGAAUCAGUUUCAGAAGAAAUUCCUGAUGUUCCAAGUUUAUUUAUGUUGCAAGUUGGCAUGCAACUAAAACAAAUUAAUAUUGAAGUUAUAACACAAGAGGAUUUGAAAGAUCAGUUUUGUCAAGAUUUAGGAAAACAAUUUGCAUUAAAAAUAUGGAAAUCUCGAAUUGAAUUAACUUUAAAUAAGAAUCAAUUACAGAAUCCACAAUCCAUAGGUGAAUACGUAUCCAGUUUUCCUUCAUGGUUGGUAAAUUUUUUUUAUGCAUUUUUAACUGGUAUCUAUGAAAAAAAAAUGGCUAUUGUAAAUCAAAGACGAAAAGCAAGAAAUAUAUCAAUAAAAGCUAAUGAUCCAGUUCAAAUUACCAAAAUUGUUUCAUUAUUCUUAUCCAUUUUGAUUAGCAUUACCUUUCCUUCACUUCAAAUCUGGUUUUCUACAAUAAUUGCCAGCCUUACACGAAAACCAAAAAUGGCGGGUGAUUUAACAAAUCUUCUUGCUGUCUUAAAAGUUUUAUCUCACUGUAAGGAACAUGAACGAAGAUUAGAAAAAGAGAGAAUGAAUAAAGUAGAUCCAACAAAGCGUUUAAAAAAAAAUUCUUACUUUUGGAAUCUAGCCGUAAUAGACAAUAUAGACUUUAAGGAAAAAACUUUUUCCUAUGGCAAUAUAUUUGACAUUACACGUGGCACAUCACAUGCAACUCUUCGAAUGGUAUUUCAAACACCUUUACAAACUCCUAUUAUUGAAACUAAACACGAUGAAAAAGCAUUGGUAUCUCAUCGAAUUUUUGGAAUAAAUGUCACUGCACAGAAAAUAUUAGAUCUUUAUGAUGAAAUAUUAGAUGAAUGUUUAGGAUUUUAUUAUUCUAAUAAUGAUCAUGAAAACUUACAAUUUGAGACAAAUUUUGAUAUUUCUACAGUACAUAAAAAACUUAUUGAAAGAAUGGAUCGAGGAUGUUUUGGAGACCCACAGCAUGUAGUAAUUUUGGAAGCGGGUGGUAUUCCAAAUACAAAUGAGGGAAUCUUUAAUGCAGCAAAAAUGUAUAAAAAUGAUUUUUCGUUAAGUUCUGAUGAAUAUUUGGAUAUCGUUGCUGAUGAAUCUAUAUUUCGGCGGUUAAUAAAUUUACGAAAAGAGUGGCCAAACCUUCGACCUAUUCUUGGUUCAUGGCAUACUAACAAAGAUAUGGCAUCAGCUCUUAUUAGUAUAUUCUCAAGCUACGGAAUUUUUGAUUUAGCUGCUGCAGUUGGAGUCAAAUAUAUAGACAAAUUGGAGAAGGUUGUUGACUAUCGGGCUACAGUCCGGAUUAUAGAAUUAAUUUGGGUUUCAGUUGGUAUAGCUUUACGAAUACAUUUAAAGUCAAAAAAUAUGCAUAAAUAUGAUAUUAUGGAUGACAAAUAUGAAGAAUACCAAAUACUUAAAAUCUGGUAUUUAUUUUAUAAUUGGGCGGGUUUAUUUAUUGCACAUAGAAUUGGUAUUCGAAUAGGAAAUUUUAAUAUUCAAAAGAAUACUUUAGCUGCUUUUAGUCCCCUGCUUCCUUCAGCUGGAAAAUCUAAUUAUGCUCAAUCGGUUUCACAUUUCUUUGGAAUUCUUGAACAAUACCCCAAAUUAGAGGAAAAAUUGCAAGUUGCAGGGUCUUUUAAAGUAUCAGAAGAUAGAUUUGGACAUUUUAUGGCAUUUGACGAAGCUCUAGAAACAUUCGGAGUAAAAUUUAUUAAGCAGAAUGUUACAGGUAAUGUUAUAGAUCAGGAAAACCUUAAGCGACAAGUGAAAGCAUCUCAGUCAGAGUAUGAACGAAUAGAAUUAUUUUUGAAUGAAUAUUUGCAUAACAAUACCUCUACUAAUCAUGAACGAUCAACAAAUUUAAGAAAAGAUGAAAUGUGGAGUUUGGUGGAGAAAUUGUUGAUAGCUUUUGAUACCAAAGAUUUCAAUCAUUAUAAUCAAACACAUGAUCUUUUCCAUACUUCAUAUCCAAAAGAGAUUCAUGCUGAUGGAAUAAGACGAUUAAAGGAAUGCUAUAAGCGGGGACUUCACCGUAUACAUCUCAUAUAUGCACAAGAAGUGUUAAAAAAAGAAAAAAUUGAUACUACAGGACGAAGGGUAAAAGAAGUAUUAGUUACCAAAUGUAAAGAUAUUGAAAAACCUCCCAGAAAAAGAAAAAACACAAAUAUUUUAGAUAACCAACCUGGAUCAUCUGAUGAACCACCUAAGAAGCGAGUACGUCGAAUUCCAUCAAAAGAAGCUGUUGAAAUACUUGCCCCGAUGGUGGCCCAUUCUUUACCACCUACUAAAGAAGAAGUACAACGAUAUCUUGCUGCACUUGAAGGUAUAUCUUCAUCUUCAGAUAUUUGGGACGCAGCUCGAUUAACUCAGUAUUAUAAAAAUCGACAUAAAAAAGCUAAAUAA
Messenger RNA from Rhizophagus irregularis DAOM 181602=DAOM 197198, 3384 nucleotides. The record is from RefSeq and is a predicted model, not a curated record. Lineage: Eukaryota; Fungi; Glomeromycota; Glomeromycetes; Glomerales; Glomeraceae.